AUGACAUCAUUACCAUCGAAAUCAUCAGCAGUGUCAGGCAAUAAUUCAUCUGGAACAUAUACUUGGAUACCUGAUUCGGCGGAUAACAGUUGUAUUGCUGGAAUACCAAUGCCACCCCAAAAUGCUAACAUCGAAGUGUCAACACCACGAGAUGAUCAGACGGCAGCUUGGGAAAAAGCACAGGAAGCCUUGAAAAAGGUUAACGUUUCAGCCACCUCCACCUCUUCGAACAUUUCAUCUAUGACAUCAUAUCAUUCUCAAACUCAACCUGAUAUACAUUCUCAAAUAAUGCAUUAUUAUCCAUGGAUGGAACAACAUAGUCUUGGAAUGUCACCAUUUUUACCUCGUUUACCACCGCCACCACCACCACCACCACCAUCGUCAUCAUCGUCAUCACUGACAUCAUCGUUACCACCACAACCAUCCCAAACUUAUGGUAUAACACAGGAAAAUUCGAUUUAUGUAGGAAUGAAUUAUGGUUUUACUCCAUCAGGAACACAUUUACAAUCAGCAAAUGUCAAUUAUCAUCCAGAUUUUAUGAACCCAUGGGCAUCGUCAAAUGUUACUGCUAAACCACGACAGUUUGGAUUUAAUGGGAACAGAUCAACACUAGUAUCAGGAUCAGGAAGAGGAGAAUAUGGCCGAAACAAUACCGCUCCACAGCAUCCCAUACGUUUUUCAAUUAAUCGUCCACGAGGACUUAACACUGCACCAGCUUUUCAUCAGAAUUCUCAAUCAUUUGGAUUGGAAUCGCCAACUAUACCGGAUCCUGUCAAGAGGUAUGUGGAACGUUCGUAUAUGGCAGUGGAAAAGAAGGAAGAUCGCGAUAAGUUAGAAGAAUAUUUCAAACAAAAACUUAAUCCUCUGUUAAUGUCUGGUGCUUAUAAAGCAGUUGACUGGGAUCGUGAGCCAUUGCCUUCCGAAGUGAACUUUGAGUUGAAAAUGGGUUGGACACCAGCUAGUCAACUAAAAAAAGGUUUAAAUGCAAUCACAGAAAUGGAGAAACGGUCACUGAAGAAGUCUAAACAUGAGAUGAGUCAUCGGAGAGAUUCACGAUCUCCUACGUUUCGUGAACAGUCUAAAAGGCGGGUGCCGUUCAGCCCUCGUGUUCGUCUUCCAUCCGAUGAAGAUAAUCCGGUUGAUGAGCAGCCAAAAUUCAAACAAACCGCUGCGCAGAAAAAAAAGAAGAAACAAAAAAAGAAUAGUGGAAAAUCUGGACGUUGGGCAGCUGAUGAACGAAGUAACGCGCAGCGUGAAGAACGUGCUAGACGUUUUGCUCGAGAUGAUGAAGCACGGCGGGCAAAAUUCACAGAGAUGCGUCGUCGUCUAGAUUGGUACAUUGAUCGGGAGGGUGAACAAGGGACCAGUGAUAACGUUGUUGGAACAUGUAUGGAUAUCGAAAAAUCUUACUUCCGUCUUACUUCGGCUCCAGAGCCAAGCACGGUACGACCACUGAAGAUACUGGAGAAAGCACUGAAAUUGGUGCAGCAGAAAUAUGCAACUAAUCGAGAUUAUACAUAUGCAAAUGAUCAGUUAAGAAGUAUCCGUCAAGAUUUGAUGAUUCAGUGCAUAAGGACCGAUUUUACUGUGAAUGUUUACGAGACAAAUGCACGAAUUGCACUGGAGCAGGGUGAUCGUGAAGAAUUUAACCAGUGUCAAAGCCAGUUGAAAUUAUUAUAUAAAGAAUUACCCGAUUCUCCAAAUUGUCAUGAAUUUACCUCUUAUCGACUACUAUAUUACAUAUCAGUUGCAAAUACUAUAGAUCAAACUACCUUGCUCAGUGAAUUGGAUGAAAAAGCACGAAAAGAUCCUUGUCUUUCAUUUUCGUUGAAAACUCGUGAAGCCUGGGCUCUUGGGAAUCAUGUAAAACUUUUUCGACUCUAUCAGGAAGCGCCGAGAAUGGCAUCAUACGUAAUGGAUUUAUUUUUGGAACGAGAGCGAAAGGCUGCAUUAAACGCUUGUCUUAAAUCAUUUCGGCCUACAAUAAAUAUAACAAUAUUAGCAUCAAGAUUGGGUCUGGAAGAACCAAAAUUAUGCGAAUGGUUGGCAACAUUUGGAAUAACCGUUGAUGAUGGUAAAAUUGAUUGUCGUACUUAUAGUAAUACAGUACUGGCAUAG
Molecule: messenger RNA, 2118 nt
Organism: Brugia malayi
Lineage: Eukaryota; Metazoa; Nematoda; Chromadorea; Rhabditida; Onchocercidae
Gene: Bma-hpo-10
Product: SAC3/GANP family protein
Exons: 9
Coding region: 1-2118 (705 amino acids)
Cellular component (GO): nucleus
Source: RefSeq, a predicted model, not a curated record